UAAGAAAGCCGAACUGUACCCCAAAAAACGUCCCGUUAUAUAUUCUUACUUUCUUAGUCCGUGGAUAAUAUCAUUUGUUUAUAAGCAAAUUAUUCAUCUAUCUCGAUGUAUUGUUUUAUGUCAUUAUGAUAAAAUAUUAAAAACAAAUGUUAUUAAUUGUUACAACUGCUGUUUACAAUAAGAUAUAAGAAGUUACGGUAUUCUGUUUUUAAAUUUAUUUAUACUCAUAUUUAAUUAUUUCUGCUUAGAAAUAUUUUAAUAUUUAAGUAUUAUACAAGAUUUAAAACUGAGGCCACUGGGCUAAUAGAUAAAAUGCUACUGUUACCAAUACGUAUAAAUACAAUUGUACUAAACAAUAUUAAACGAAGUUUCAUGACGAAGUCUUAUGGUUUAAUGUAUUCUAAUGUGAAUCAAGUUACUAUUAAGCAUGCUAAAGAUGAUCAAUUUAUUCCUAUUUAUAAAAUACCACACAUGAAAUUUUUCAUCAGUUUAAAUAGAAUGAAAAGAUAUCAACUAUUAGGACUAUUUUGUUGGAUUCCUAUGUGUUUUAGUUUAAAUAUGCUUAGUUAUUUAAAUUCUGAAGAAGUAAUUUGUGCAUCAUUAAUAGGUUUAGGUUUAACAGCUGGCUUACAUAUUGCCUCUUGGAUAAUAUCAAAUAAUCUUGUUGUUUUUGUAUACAUAAGUGAAGACGAUCAAAGAUGUCGGAUGUCAUAUAUAUCUUAUUGGGGGAAUCGAGAGGAAUUAUAUUGCCACAUUGAAGACAUAAGACCAAUUGAGUUUUCUAAAUUAAGUCUUUUAAAUCACAAAAUUAAAUUGGAAGAAAGUCCAAUCACACUUAAAAUAAUUACACGCAACUCGACCAUUUUAAAUAAUGCUAAAUUUAGAAAAGUGUUCGGUAGUGAUAUUAUUUGAAAAAUAAAUUAAAAUUGAGUCAUGUACCUAAAUAAA
Metopolophium dirhodum (rose-grain aphid) is the source of this 948-nucleotide messenger RNA. Its product is annotated as transmembrane protein 186. The coding region runs from base 313 to 912 and encodes 199 amino acids. Gene Ontology annotation, cellular component: mitochondrion. NCBI's taxonomy places the organism in Eukaryota, Metazoa, Arthropoda, Insecta, Hemiptera, Aphididae. The transcript is spliced from 3 exons. The record is from RefSeq and is a predicted model, not a curated record.